AUGGUCCCCACCUUCAUCCUCACCCGCACCUUCGCCAUCUCUGCGCUCGUCUUCGGAGCGUUCCCCGUGACCUACGGCGCUCCCGUGCCCGCCUCCGCCGCGCUCGAGAGGAGGCAAUGUCACCGCAUGGGCUGCAUGAUCGCUGUGCCGAAUGAUACGGCUGACACUUCCAACACCAACGGUACUACCACCGCGUUCCCGGAAACGACAACGGUCCCUAUGUCAGGCGAUGCCAUGAUGGCCAUCCUCACCUCCUUGUCCUCGACCAUAGACGCGCUCAAAGACGGUCUCGUAAACGCCGGAGUGGUGUCCACAGACAACGUGCAAGUCGCCUUGACCUCGUUCAGCGGGUCUGACACAACCGACGAACUCGCCGAAGACGCACCCUCCAGUCCGGUAACGGAGGACUCGCACCCAGUCUCCAGCUUCGCAGAGGCCGUAGCAGUGGCCGAAGAAUCUGAAGAUGCCCAGGCGUGA
Epithele typhae is the source of this 477-nucleotide messenger RNA. RefSeq lists its product as uncharacterized. The transcript is spliced from 4 exons. The record is from RefSeq and is a predicted model, not a curated record. The coding region runs from base 1 to 477 and encodes 158 amino acids. Lineage: Eukaryota; Fungi; Basidiomycota; Agaricomycetes; Polyporales; Epitheliaceae.